AUGGCACACUCCAAACGCAACACCUCCCUCCCCCAUUUUACUGCUUACGAACGCUCCCUCCUACGCUCAAACUGGGGCACUCAACGCACCCGCCUCUCUCGCGAAUCCUUCUUGCCGUUCGGAUCAUGUCAACUCUGCCUGCAACCCGCGCGCGCACCGGUCGUCGCCUGCGCACAUAAUGGGGAUUUAUUUUGUCGUGAAUGCGCGAUCAAUGACCUUCUAGCGCAACGAAAGGAAAUCAAGAGGCUGGAACGAGAACGGGAAGAUGCCGCGAAACGGAGUGCGGAGGAUGAUGCGCGGAUGAUGGAGGAAGCGCGGGAGAGGGAAUUAAAGGAGUUUGAGUUGAUUAGUAUGGGACUUGAGGGGAGUAAACAGGAAAACAAUAAGAAGCGGAAAGCGCCAACUAUGGAGAAAAAAAAUGGGAACGGGCACGGGCAGCAGGAUAUGGAGGCAAAAAUUGAUGCGGCGACGGAAGCGUUUCGGCAAAGGGAAGUGGACGUUAAUGGCAAGCGGAGGAAGGUGUUUGAGUUGAGUGAGGCGGAGGUUGCGCGGUAUGCGAAUUCGGAGCUUGAGAGGCUUAGGAAGAUGAUUGAGCUGGAGAAGGCAGAAGCAAAAUCAGUACUACCGUCAUUUUGGAUUCCGUCCGAAACACCGGGCACAGAGAAUGAGCCAGCAUUGAAAAAGAACCUGAAGUUGUCGCCUAUAUGUCCCGGAUCAACGAAAGAGACGAGACAUGAAUAUUCGCUCAAGACGUUGGUUGAUGUUCAUUUCACAGAGGAAAAGUCCGACUCGGGAGAUAGUAUUUCACGAAUAUGUCCAAGCUGUAAGAAGAGUUUGACGAAUGGGUUGAAGGCUAUGCUUACAAAACCCUGCGGUCACGUAAUCUGUCAACCCUGCGUGACCAAAUUCAUGACUCCAGAGACCACCAUCGAUCCACACAGAACAAACCAAGCGGAAGGAGAAGCAGAAAUAGGACGUAUGCUAUGCUACGUUUGUGAGACGGAUAUCACGCCUGCAAAAUCAUCAAAGAAUAAGCAUAAAGAGGAGAAGGGUAGUAAAAUCAAACCGGGUUUAGUGGAGAUUAAGUCCGACGGGACGGGGUUUGCGAAGGGAGGAAGUAAUAUGGCUAAAAAGCAGGGUGUUGCUUUUCAGUGCUGA
Molecule: messenger RNA, 1158 nt
Organism: Talaromyces marneffei
Lineage: Eukaryota; Fungi; Ascomycota; Eurotiomycetes; Eurotiales; Trichocomaceae
Exons: 3
Coding region: 1-1158 (385 amino acids)
Cellular component (GO): nucleus
Molecular function (GO): ubiquitin protein ligase activity
Source: RefSeq, a predicted model, not a curated record